AUGAUCGACUACCUCAUAAUUCGAUCCCAUAGACAAAAGUGUGUCUCAGUGGUUAGCAGGGCUGCCACAAAGCACCGUGGACACGUGUUUGGUUCCGCCUUGGCGCGUCUGCCUGUGCGAGUUCGUACAUUUUCCCCCUGUCUGCAGCUAAAGACUGCAGCUUCAGAUAAUCUAGUCGUUUCUGAAAGGAAAUGCAUGGAGCAGCCAAUGGUCUCUUCUUUGCAAUUUGCUAUCCCAUUCUUGCAGUUAUUGGUGCCCCUGGUAGCUAAACCAGCCAAUGACUCAUCAGACACUGUAAAUAAGAGUUUUCCAAAACACCCGGACAUUAAGGGGCACUCUAACACACCUGAAGGAGGCCUACGCCAGUUGACCAAUUUGGUGGCAAUCAUAAUCCUUUCCCGAGGAUGGUGCGGACUCUCCCGGUGCGUCACUUACUACUUGUUGGUCAUAGGGGUGUCUGAUUUCCUUGUCAUUAUCACCUCUGUCAUCCUCAACAGGAUUGGACGUAUCUACUUAAGGUAUAGUGCUCUCUCAACUACACCCGGUUGCACACUUAGUGCGGUGCUGGUUCGUUGCACUCGGGAUAGCUCUGUUUGGCUGACAGUGGCAUUCACCAUUGACCGCUUUGUCGCCAUCUGUUGCCAGAGCCUGAAGACCAGAUACUGUACUGAACAAAUUGCAUUGUUGGUUAUAGGAACGAUCUUUGUCCUGAGUUGCAUCAAGAACAUUCCCUUUUACUUCAUCUACCAACCCUUGUACAUCCAGGAUAAAGUGCCCUGGUUCUGUGACGUCAAGGUCUCCUUCUAUACUUUGCCUGUCUGGCAGGCCUACCACUGGCUGGACCACAUCUUAACCCCGUUUCUUCCAUUCCUUCUCAUACUACUUCUCAAUGCACUGACUGUGAGACACAUCUUCGUGGCCAGCAGAGCCCGCAGGAGGCUUCGAGGUGCAUUGAGUCGUGAAGACUCAGAGAUGACCAACCGCAAUAAGUCCACGGUGCUGCUUUUCACCAUCUCUCUCAGCUUCCUCUGCCUGUGGAUCACCUAUGUCGGGCAGUUCCUCUACGUGCGGGUUACAGGUGUGGGCUACUUCACGGGUCUGAAUUUCAAUGACCCACUGUACAUCUUUCAAGAGAUGGCUAACAUGCUCCAGUUACUCAGCUCCUGCAACAACGUCUUCAUUUAUGCAAUAUCACAGAUCAGGUUUCGAGAGGAACUGAAGAAUAUGCUGAUGUGUCCCUUUACGACGAUCACUGCUUGCAUUAAACAGUGA
This is a messenger RNA of Rhincodon typus (whale shark), 1272 nucleotides long. Its product is annotated as probable G-protein coupled receptor 139. Gene Ontology annotation, cellular component: membrane. NCBI's taxonomy places the organism in Eukaryota, Metazoa, Chordata, Chondrichthyes, Orectolobiformes, Rhincodontidae. Gene Ontology annotation, biological process: G protein-coupled receptor signaling pathway. The record is from RefSeq and is a predicted model, not a curated record. Gene Ontology annotation, molecular function: G protein-coupled receptor activity. Bases 1 to 1272 code for a protein of 423 amino acids. The transcript is spliced from 4 exons.